Messenger RNA from Solanum pennellii, 603 nucleotides. RefSeq names its product protein HIGH ARSENIC CONTENT 1, mitochondrial. The record is from RefSeq and is a predicted model, not a curated record. The transcript has 6 exons. Bases 20 to 427 code for a protein of 135 amino acids. NCBI's taxonomy places the organism in Eukaryota, Viridiplantae, Streptophyta, Magnoliopsida, Solanales, Solanaceae. Gene Ontology annotation, molecular function: catalytic activity.
UUCAAUAUAUAAGCAUAAAAUGGAUUCAAUAAAGAGCAAUGAGGAUGUUUCAAAUGUUGAUGUGAUUAGUGCAAAGGAUCUGCUCUCUUCGGGUCACACUUAUUUAGAUGUGAGGACAGUUGAAGAGUAUAAUAGAGGACAUAUUGAUAAAGCCAUAAAUAUUCCAUACAUGUUUCUCAAUGAACAAGGAAGGGUGAAAAAUCCAGAUUUUCUUGAGCAAGUCUCUGCAGUGUGCCAAAAGGAGGAUCAUCUGAUUGUGGGAUGUAACAGUGGAGGGAGAGGACUUCGAGCAUGUGUCGAUCUCCUUAAUGCGGGGUACAAGGAUGUAAGAAACUUGGAAGGAGGAUACUCAGCAUGGGUGGAUAAUGAGUUUAAAGGAGAUGAAUCUGCUCAACAGUUCAAAACUGCCUGCAAAUUUCGUCCAUGAGCCAAACAUGCAUUCACAAGAAUUAUUUUCUAUGUUUUUUUACAUGUAAUGGGAAAAAAAAAAAAUUGGAUUUCAAAUAAUCAUGUAAAAUUUAUGUUACAUUUUGAUUUCUAAGUUAUUGUGUGUGGAUGAUUUUCUCGAGACAUGUCUAGUAUUUUUACUUUUAUUGAAAUUUA